Messenger RNA from Pseudocercospora fijiensis CIRAD86, 1274 nucleotides. RefSeq lists its product as uncharacterized. The record is from RefSeq and is a predicted model, not a curated record. Lineage: Eukaryota; Fungi; Ascomycota; Dothideomycetes; Mycosphaerellales; Mycosphaerellaceae. The transcript has a single exon. Gene Ontology annotation, cellular component: cytoplasm. Bases 287 to 1117 code for a protein of 276 amino acids.
CGAAGACCUACAAGUUUUGAUCGUAAUUAGGUGAAUGCCAUCGAAGAAGAAUUGGACUCACAUCAGCUAGCAUUGCUAAGCAUAGCGGCUGUAUAUAACGCAUACCACCGACGGAAGCUCCGAAAAUCGCACUCGCAUAUAUAUCUCGCAUUCGGCGCGGGUGGUCCAGGAACUACUAGAUACAGCACAGACUGGUCUAUAUCAAUCCCCGGAGAAAGUGAAGAGCGAAUAUCCCCCAAGUUAUCAGCAUUAUCCCAGAGACUCGUUGCAGUACCAAACAAUCAAGAUGUCUUCCAAACUCUUCCUCUACGACCAUCCCAUGUCAUCCUACGCCCAGAAAGUGCGAAUGGCACUUCGCCACAAAGGCCUAGCAUUCAAAAAAGAAACGCCCGAGAACCUCGGAGCAGGAAAUCCAAACACCGCCUUCAAAUCCGCAAAUCCUCGAAUGGAAGUCCCAGCUUUGAUCGAUGGCGAUUUCAAAAUUUUUGAUUCCACCGUCAUUCUCAUGUAUCUUGAAGACGCAUAUCCUGAUACCCCAUCCCUGUUUCCGGAAGGAGGAAAUGAUGCAAAGGCAAAAGCGGAAGCUCGGAUGAUUGAAGAAAUGCUUGAUACGCAUUAUGAAGCGAUCAAUUGGGCGUUGGGGGAGAUUGGGUGGUUUAAACGUGCUGAAGGGGCUGAAGCUGAGCGAUUGAAAGCUGCAGCUAGGGAGCAGAUUCAGCAGAUUCAGGAGUGGUUGGCGACGAAAUUGGGCUCGAAAGCUUUCUUCUCUGGUGAGAAGGUUGGGUAUGCGGAUUUCGCGGUGGCUCCGAUCUUGAAUCGUUCCGUUAUUAACGGAGAUGGGCCAGCUCCGGGUUCUGCUUUGCACGCUUGGUGGAAGCGAUGUGCUGAGGUCCCGGCGAUCAAGCAGACUUGGGAUGAGGUUGCUGAAGCUGCUCCGAAAAUGGCAGCCAUGGGGCCUGAGGCUUGGAAGAAGGGUAGUGGUAGGAAGAGGGAAUAUAGAGAUCAUCGAUUGGAGUUUUUGAUCAAGAAUGGUGGGAUUGGAAUUGUGCAGAAGGGUUUGGAGGAUGAUAAUAUCAGGUUUAGUUGGCCGCAGCCGAGGAAGGGUGGGAAACUGUGAUCGUGAUCGAUUUCUGGAGCAAGUCUCAGCCAUGCCUUCGAUCGGCGUCUUGAAUUAUCUGGACGCGGUCAAUUGGCGUAUCGUAACUAUUUAGUUGGUCUCGAACCUCGCAAAUAUACUGAUCAAUGUAUCUUGCAGGAGUUAGGUGUUGCCCAAG